AUUUUCAUUUCCAACGAAAAUUUGUGGGACGCGAUUUGAAGCGGCCUCCUAAUAAACAGUCUCAGGAAAACCGUCAAACGUGCGUUUACAAACCCCAGCAGAAAAGGGAAUGGGGAAGAAGAAGAAAAGAGCAGAAACAGAUGCUGAUGCUGAUGCAGAAGCAGAAGCAGAGAGAAAAGUCCUCGAGGUCGAUGAGUUCAUUAAUGGCGAUUCUCAUAGGAAGAUGAAGAAGAAAAAGAAGAAGAAGGAAAUAAAUGAGACUGAGAAAGAAGAGAACGAAGCGAAUGGGAAACGUACAGUAAGCAUAGCCGUCCCCGGUUCCAUUAUCGACAACGCUCAAUCUCUUGAACUCGCUACUCGAUUGGCUGGUCAGAUUGCUCGUGCCGCGACCAUAUUUCGAAUCGAUGAGGUUGUGGUGUUUGACAAUAAGAGUAGUUUAGUGAUUGAGGAUCCCACUGUGAACACUGUCAAUAACUCUGGUGAGAAUGAAAGUGGUGCGCCUUUUCUCAUAAGGAUCUUGCGGUAUCUCGAGACUCCACAGUAUUUAAGGAAAGCUCUCUUCCCGAGGCAUAAUAGCCUGAGAUUUGUGGGUUUGUUGCCUCCGCUUGAUGCACCACAUCAUUUGCGCAAGCAUGAGUGGGCUCCAUAUCGGGAGGGUGUCACAUCAAAUGAAAAAGCUCCAAACUCUAAGGAAACGCUGGUUGACGUGGGUUUGAGUAAGAAUGUUGUUGUUGAUCAAGCUCUUGAACCUGGCAUUAGAGUAACUGUGGCAAUGGGAAGCAACCGCAAUUUGGAUGGUGAUAUACCACAUGAGGUUGUAUCAUUGUCCAAACCUAAGGAAGAAUCAGGAAUGUAUUGGGGCUAUAGAGUGCGGUAUGCUUCAAAUAUCAGCUCGGUGUUCAAUGAUUGUCCGUACAAGGGUGGCUAUGAUUAUUUAAUCGGUACCUCAGAACAUGGUCAGAUUAUAAACUCAUCACAGCUUUCUUUGCCAACUUUCAGGCAUUUGUUGAUUGCAUUUGGUGGGCUCGCUGGGUUGGAAGAAAGUAUUGAAGAAGACAGCAACUUAAAGGGUAAAAAUGUUCAAGAGGUUUUUGAUUCAUACUUGAAUACCUGUCCCCAUCAAGGAAGUAGAACAAUUCGAACUGAGGAAGCAAUUUUCAUAUCACUUCAAUAUUUCCAAGAACCGAUUAGCCGAGCAUUGCAAAGAAUUCAAUGUUAAUGUUAGUCUGCAGUUGGCUACAUGUAAUGGCUAUUUUAGCCUUGAUAUUUGGCGUCUUUCACGAGUCACAAUUCGCAUUUGGAGUCUUGGCCUACUUUAGCUGAAAGUUCGCAAGUUUUGCAAGGGGUUUUUUAAUAAUAUUUUAUGUGUUUUACCGAUGGAUGUGUCAAAUUAUCUGUGGUUAUCUGUUCUUUUAUAUCUAAAACAUGCCGGAUAAGACUGUCCGUCUUGUACGAAAUCAGAGUCACGGGUAACGUGAGACGCAGUACCAAAUUGUGUACCCUGCCUACUGCUGUCUUAUCUGCCUUUCACUCGUUUCCACGGUGUGAAAUUCCUGAUUUCGAUUUAAAUCGAAAUAAAUUGAAUUAAUUUAAUUUAAUUAA
Molecule: messenger RNA, 1602 nt
Organism: Hevea brasiliensis (rubber tree)
Lineage: Eukaryota; Viridiplantae; Streptophyta; Magnoliopsida; Malpighiales; Euphorbiaceae
Exons: 11
Coding region: 110-1219 (369 amino acids)
Source: RefSeq, a predicted model, not a curated record